Ectocarpus siliculosus is the source of this 654-nucleotide messenger RNA. NCBI's taxonomy places the organism in Eukaryota, Phaeophyceae, Ectocarpales, Ectocarpaceae. The record is from the annotation of a GenBank genome assembly.
AUGUCCCAGAACCAGCACCGUCUCGCUCCGUCGUCGUCCAACUCGCAAAGGAGGCCCGCCCGCAACAGCUCUUCUUCUGGGGGAGGGUCGUCCUCCAGCGGCGACUCGAGAGGUUCUUCCAGCAACAAGCGCCGCCACACCAACGGGUCCGGCAUCGGUAAGAACAGAUCCCGGCGUGCGGCCGUCUUCGACACGGAAGAGGAGGACGAGAACGUCGACCCCCGACAGGCCGUCGCGGAUCUAGUGGAGUCGAAAUUGCGGAAGGCGACGUCGAAGCAAGCAGUUGCCUCUUCUAUCCCUGAGGCCGCCGACGCCAUGUUAGACGCCAUGCACGUCAUGGAGUGGUGCCCGGCGCUACGUUCGACAGUGCUUUGCCGCCUGGCCAAAGAUGAAGGCCUGAUGUUCGCUUCCCAGUCGGAUUUUGGUAAGGCUAAUGCUGAACCAGAGAACAAGAAGACGGCGUUUAAAAGCGCCGCGUUCCACCUCAUUUUGCCGUUCAUGGCGUACUUCAAGGGCAUCUGCCUGACGACUAUCGACUGCAGGGAACACAGCCUGCUGAAGAUAGUUGGAAACUUGUGGGGUGAAUGGGACCCGGAACGACCCAUCACCCAGACCGAGCUCUCGAAGGAGGUCGCCGUCUCAUCGCGCCCAUGA